AUGGCAUGGCAGGAACCUAUUAGGAAUCAAAUUAUAAGUUCAGUUAAUUAUGAUAUACAAACAUCUUCUUACGAACAAUCAGAAUCCAGCACAAUUAAUCUCAGCGAUAUCGUGAAUGUUUCAAUGCUUGCUGAUAAUGAAAAUAAUAGUGAAAACAUAACCGAAGAGAUUGAUAAUGAAGAAAGCGAUAAUAAUAGUGAUAAUGACACAGACGAAGAUCUGACUGAUGGCGAAUCAAUCAUUAAAGAAUGGACUGAAAUAGAUGAAGAUGAAGAACUUGAAGAAAAUAAGGAGCUUGAAGAAAAUGAAGAGCCUGAAGAAAUAAGCAUAGGUACCUUAAAUACUGCUGAUAGACUUGAUUGCCAUCCGGCCGAUCAUGAAAAUUCAAAAAUUGAACUACAAUACCUUUUUUCGCGUAUUUUAACCCAACCAUCGUUUGUUCGAAUUAUUGAACAAGACAUUGAAAAUGUCGAAACAACACAAUAG
This is a messenger RNA of Racocetra fulgida, 486 nucleotides long. NCBI's taxonomy places the organism in Eukaryota, Fungi, Glomeromycota, Glomeromycetes, Diversisporales, Gigasporaceae. The record is from the annotation of a GenBank genome assembly.